CAUCGCGCCGCCCGUGAGGCGCAGCACGCGCCGCCCGCGAGCACCGGAGCGCUGCAGGACCGCCCGCCCGCGCCCCGGCAGGUAUCUGUCCAUUCCAGAACUAACAUUUUCUACAACCAGAGACUGAAAUGGCGUGAACUGGCGUUUUAAGUAAUUUGGUGUUGAAAGUUUCACCAUUUACUGAGAAGCUGGAACAGAAUUUGAGCUCUAUUCCUGCACUAUCCUAGGUUAUAAUGCCAUCCUUUCCUAAUGAGGGAGAUAACCAUGGAACUGCUCCUCUGACUUUGAGUUCAGAACUACCCUAUCAGAGCACAAUUAAAAGAAAAGUCAGAAAGAAGAAGAAGAAGAAUGGAGUCAUCACUGCCAAUAUUGCUGGCACAAAAUAUGAAAUUGUGCGUAUAGUAAUACAAGAGAUGGGAUUUGUGAAAACGCGUGAUGAGGAUGAAACAGCAAAUCUGAUCUGGAGUGAUUGUGCUGUGCAGCAAGAGAAGAUUGCUGAGCUGCAGAACUAUCAGAGAAUCAACCAUUUUCCAGGAAUGGGAGAGAUAUGCAGAAAGGAUUUUCUGGCAAGAAACAUGACUAAAAUGAUCAAGAGCCAGCCUCAGGAAUACAGUUUCAUUCCUCGAACAUGGAUCUUUCCUGCAGAAUACACACAGUUUCAGAACUAUGUAAAAGAACUGAAGAAGAAACGUAGACAGAAAACUUUCAUAGUCAAACCAGCUAAUGGUGCAAUGGGACAUGGGAUCUCUUUAAUAAGAAAUGGAGAAAAGUUACAAGCUCAGGAUCACUUAAUUGUUCAGGAGUAUCUUGACAAACCAUUUCUCAUGGAAGGCUACAAGUUCGAUUUACGUGUGUAUAUUCUUGUGACCUCCUGUGAUCCAUUAAAAAUAUUUUUAUAUCAUGAUGGACUGGUGAGAAUGGGCACAGAAAAGUAUCACCCCCCCAGUGACUCAAAUUUGAGUCAAUUGUAUAUGCAUCUGACUAACUACUCUGUCAAUAAACAUAAUGAACACUUUGAACGGGAUGAAACAGAAGACAAAGGAAGCAAACGCUCCAUAAAAUGGUUUACUGAGUUUCUAGAAACAAAUAAUCUUGAUGUCUCCAAAUUCUGGAGUGAUAUUUCAGAGCUGGUGGUGAAGACUCUGAUAGUGGCAGAGCCGCACGUGCUUCACGCCUAUCGCAUGUGCAGGCCGGGGCAAGCACCAGGAAGUGACAGUGUCUGCUUUGAAGUCCUGGGAUUUGAUAUUCUGCUGGACAGAAAACUAAAACCAUGGCUCCUAGAGAUUAAUCGUGCCCCAAGCUUUGGAACAGAUCAAAAAAUAGACUAUGUUGUAAAAAAAGGUGUUCUGCUAAAUGCAUUAAAGCUCCUCAACAUACGGACAAGUGAUAAAAGGAAAAAUUUAGCCCAACAGAAGGCUGAGGCUCAAAAAAGGCUCUAUGGUCAAGGGUCAGUGAAAAAACUGCUGCCGGGUUCCUCAGACUGGGAGAAGCAACGCCACACACUGGAAAGGAGAAAACAAGAACUGAAGGAAAGACUUGCACAAGUACGUAAACAGAUUUCCAAAGAGGAGCAUGAAAAUAGACACAUGGGGAAUUACAGGCGAAUUUACCCUCCUGAUGAUAAGACAUUACUUGAAAAGUAUGAGAGUUUGUUAGCCACCGCUUUCCAGACGUUUCUUGCUGGAAGAGCAGCUUCACUUCAGCGGGAAAUGAAUAACCCCUUAAAAAGAAUGAAGGAGGAGGACAUUUUGGAUCUUCUGGAGCAGUGUGAAAUAGAUGAUGAAAAGCUAACAGGAAAAUGCCCCAAGCAGCGAGGACCUAAGCCCUUGUGUUCAAUGCCAGAAAGUGCACAUUCCUUAAGGAAACCUAAGAACCACAGCAGUGACAGUAGCUGUGAUAGUGACAGCAGUGUGUCAGAGUCGGGAGAAGAAACUGAAAAGGAAGAUCACAAUGAAAAAAAAGAGAAAAAAGUUUCAUAUGAUGUUGAAGAAAAUAAAUAUAAAUCUUUGGAACGAUCAGGUAGAAUGAACUGCAAACCUUCAAAUAAAAAUGUAAAGUCUCCAUCAUAUUCGUCCCCCACGUCAUCCACAGGCCCAAUCCGGCGUUCUGUGAGCUGCCCUCGCUCCAUAUCAAUCCUCACUAUGCAGUCCCAGGGAGCUGAGCCGCGCCCCUUUUCAGCCAAAGCAGCUCUCCAAAUUCAGCGAACAGCCUCAGUGAACAGGUCUCACUCUUUAAGUCGUAGCCCAUCUUCAGCCAGAUUCUCUCAGACAGCCACCUCGGGAACUAUGAACUCUUCAGGGAGUGAGUCUUUGCUGCAACAGAAAACAAAAGAGCAAGAAGUUGCUUUGACAAAAGAGACUCUUCUCCGUAUCAAUGACUUGAAAGUAAGGUUCCCAGGAAAAACAAAUGAAGAAUCUGAAUUAAUUAUAGAAGAUAUUAUGGAUAAUUGGAAGUAUCAUAAAACAAAAGUGUCAUCCUAUUGGUUGGUAAAACUGGAUUCAGCAAAGCAACGAAAAGUUUUGGAUAUAGUCAGGACAAGUGUCCGUGCAGUUCUACAGCACGUCUGGAAAGCUCCAGACAUUGAAAAUCUACAUCUCUACCGUCUUUUUAACCGCCUAUUUAAUCGCUUACUUUGGAGCCACGGCCAAGGCCUAUGGAACUGUUUCUGUAAUUCAGGGAGCUCUUGGGAAACCACAUUUAGUAAAGGCUCAGAGGCGCUGACUCCGGAGCAGCUCCAGUGUUGCCAGCGAAUAGUACAGCUUUGUAAACACUGCCUGCUGGUAGUUUACAAACAUUCAUCAGAUUCAAGAGGAUCCCCAACUGGGAUGAGCCACCACUGGGAUGAUACAAGGUGUUUAUUGCCAAGACCUUCACUGUUCAUCCUGAAACCAUCCUCAUCCAAACUUAGCUGCAGUCGAUCUGGAUCGCCUCGCCCUAACAUUUUGUUCACACACAGAUACAGUCACUUGUGAAGUAAAAGGAAAUUGCUGUUGUAAAUAAUAGCACUCAAUUUCUUUUUUUUUUUAACUUGUGAUGGAGCUAAACAU
Molecule: messenger RNA, 3047 nt
Organism: Camarhynchus parvulus
Lineage: Eukaryota; Metazoa; Chordata; Aves; Passeriformes; Thraupidae
Gene: TTLL7
Product: tubulin tyrosine ligase like 7
Exons: 21
Coding region: 234-2972 (912 amino acids)
Biological process (GO): protein polyglutamylation; microtubule cytoskeleton organization
Cellular component (GO): cilium
Molecular function (GO): tubulin-glutamic acid ligase activity; tubulin binding
Source: RefSeq, a predicted model, not a curated record